Messenger RNA from Symphalangus syndactylus (siamang), 1238 nucleotides. It is a transcript of the gene NDUFS7, whose product is annotated as NADH:ubiquinone oxidoreductase core subunit S7. The record is from RefSeq and is a predicted model, not a curated record. Gene Ontology annotation, biological process: electron transport coupled proton transport; mitochondrial respiratory chain complex I assembly; aerobic respiration. Gene Ontology annotation, cellular component: respiratory chain complex I. Gene Ontology annotation, molecular function: NADH dehydrogenase (ubiquinone) activity; 4 iron, 4 sulfur cluster binding; quinone binding. NCBI's taxonomy places the organism in Eukaryota, Metazoa, Chordata, Mammalia, Primates, Hylobatidae.
ACCUCCCGGCUCCAGGUUCCGGUUUCCGCAUGCGCUCCGAGUCGGUUUGGGCGACGGUCCCUGGAACCCGGAGCGCUAAGGAGAACGGACCUUAGAGGUUGUCUGAAGGCCGAGGCCAAGAUGGCGGCGCUGUCAGCUCCUGGCCUGCGCGGCUUCUGGAUCCUUGGUCUGCGCUCCAGCGUGGGCACAGCUGUGCAGGCACGAGGUGUCCAUCAGAGCGUGGCCACCGAUGGCCCAAGCAGCACCCAGCCUGCCCUGCCAAAGGCCAGAGCCGUGGCUCCCAAACCCAGCAGCCGGGGCGAGUAUGUGGUGGCCAAGCUGGAUGACCUCGUCAACUGGGCCCGCCGGAGUUCUCUGUGGCCCAUGACCUUCGGCCUGGCCUGCUGCGCCGUGGAGAUGAUGCACAUAGCCGCACCCCGCUACGACAUGGACCGCUUCGGCGUGGUCUUCCGCGCCAGCCCGCGCCAGUCCGACGUCAUGAUCGUGGCCGGCACACUCACCAACAAGAUGGCCCCAGCGCUUCGCAAGGUCUACGAUCAGAUGCCGGAGCCGCGCUACGUGAUCUCCAUGGGGAGCUGCGCCAACGGAGGAGGCUACUACCACUACUCCUACUCGGUGGUGAGGGGCUGUGACCGCAUCGUGCCCGUGGACAUCUACAUCCCAGAAACCAAAGACCUGCAGUUAGAAAUACCAAGACAGAAGGCUCUUGGAGGCCAAGACACCGUCCCGCGCCCUCAGCCUUACAGAAGGGCACGCAGGACUCCCUGGGACCCGGGGUGGCCGGAUUUGGCAAAUGCAAACGUGGGAGGCUCAGUUUGUCUGUGAGGUUAGGUUGAGUUUGACCAUCAGGAAAACGAUUAGUAGUAAUUGUUUAGUAUAAAUAUAUCCCAACAAUAGUUGGGCUAUAGUGACACUAAAAAAGAGUAUUGGGCCGGGCGCAGUGGCUCACGCUUGUAAUCCCAGCACUUCGGGAGGCCGAGGCGGGUGGAUCACGAGGUCAGGAGAUGGAGACCACAGUGAAACCCCGUCUCUACUAAAAACACAAAAAAUUAGCCGGGCUUGGUGGCGGGCGCCUGUAGUCCCAGCUACUCGGAGAGGCUGAGGCAGGAGAAUGGCGUGAACCUGGGAGGCGGAGCUUGCAGUGAGCCGAGAUUGCGCCACUGCACUCCAGCCUGGGCGACAGAGCGAGACUCCAUCUCAAAAAAAAAAAAAAAGAGUAUUGGCUGCAUACCUGAAAU